CCAAACUCUUCCCUUUGCGCCGGUAUAUGUGCAUAUCAAGUAACAUUGUCAGCCCUUCUGGCUCUCAAUUUGCCGUCCCAAUGGGCAUUCAACUGCAUGCGCAGAAUGUCAACCAUCCUCCUCGUUUCCUCCUCCCCACCUCGACCAUUUGCCCGCUCGCCGACCCCAGUUGAGUCCUCUUCACCGCUACCUUCACCUGGUGCAUUAUUCGGCGGCGGAGUAAGUUGCGUCAAGCGAUUCAAGUCGGUCGACAAAACAAGAGAUGGGUUUUCUUCCAGUUUUACCAGCGCACGAUCGUUAUUGUCGACCAGAGUUGGAGCAGAGAAUAUCCCACUGAGGUCUCCAGGAAGAGACAAGUUCAAGUUGACAACCCCGACGCUUCAAUCCAGGACAGCGUCUGACUCAUCCACGAGGCUGAAGCUGGUGUCAAAGCAAGCGUCUCAGAAGAGCCAGGAUGCCGUCUCUUCCAUAGUUGGGGAAUUGCGCGACCAUGCGACAACCACUUCCAGUCAUCAGGUGCACAAUGCGAAUGAUAUCUACGACUUUCCAGAGGACGAACCGUGCGAAGUACAACUUGAAACAGAGGUAGCCAAGCCCAAGACAAGAACAGCGAAAGAGUGCCGCCCUCUUCACUUAGAGCAGGCUAUACCAAGGCGACUGGACUGGACACCGGCAAAAGGCGCGUUCGAUGAUUCGACAUCGUCGCCAGAGACCGAUGUUCAAGCGAUCAAAUUCUCCAAAGACAUUCUGCAGGGCUUUGUCUUUGCCGACACUUCUGUUCAGGCCGCGGUACAGAAGGUAGCGACAAAAGUAGAUGUAAACGGCGAGGCUACAAAGCGACGGCGCAUUGACCUUGUCACAACGACAGAAAGUCAGGCUCGACUACCGCUGCCCACCGUAACGUUGGACCCUCCUCAGGAGUCCGCAAAGGUUGUCGGCAAGAGAAGAAUUAAGUCUCCACCUAAGAAAGCGCUCACGAUCACUGGAUUGGCAACUUCACACUACGGCGAAGGACAUCACAAUGGGCGAAAGGUUGCACCGAUGCUUGAAUACCUGACCGCAACACAGGUCAACGCAGAUAAUGACUCCGGACCGGUCAGCAAGCAAAUAGCGACAAAGGAAGCAUCCACUAAGAAGCCGAGGGCAACCAAGAAAGCUCCCUCAAAGAGUCGACUGAAGUCCCCAACGUCUGUGAUGAAAACAAUCGACAGUCAGGAGCUCGUGUUCGGAUCUGCGAGCCAGCUUGCUCGUGACGAGUCUCCGACCCUACUUCGUGAUACACUGGAAGCUAUCAAGCGAUCAGAGUGCAUUUUAUCGUCUGAUCCAAUCUCUCCUCCACGUACACAGCCAUUCUCUGUUGAGUCGACGUCACCAAGCGCGAGUCGAGGCACGAGUCGUUUUGUCAGAAGGAAGAACCUAUGGAAUGCGGCUGGCCGCGAUGAAGAUAAUGCGCUGCUUCAUGUCGACACCAUCGAUCUGAUUGAUUCUCCUGCAGUGCGCGAGGCGUUAGCUGGGAAAGACGUUCUUCUCCAACCGGGCGGAGUGGCGACAAUGGUGGGUCCGAAAGCACAGACCGAUGUACGAACUCAGGAAACGCCACUCAUAAACAAAGCUGGAUCUUUGCUCGAUAUCGAUGACAUUGCCACACCAUGCCUCAGAGGUGGUGCUGGCGUGAUGCCUCAGUUGCAAGCCAGAUCUUUCCACACCUCCCGGGUUUUGGAAGAACCUCGUAAGAGAGCCAAUGCUGUCGAGGACACCACCGAAGAAACAACUGCUGUCGCAAAAAAGCCCAAUCCAGCUAGGAAAAGAGCAGGACCUGCGCCUGUCAAACCAUCCUAUGCAGGAUACUCUACAGGCGAUCUGCAGAAGCAGAUCUCUGCAUAUGGGUUCAAAGCCGUGAAGAAUCGUGACAAAAUGAUCGAGCUUCUCAACCGGUGUUGGGAGGAUCAACAUGGUGGUCAGACUAUGCCAGAAAGCGAGCCCAAUGAACCACCCGCCGAUGCCCUGACUCACGGCGACUUUCUCAGCAAAGUGCAUGACGUCGCAGCCCGACCAGAGCCCAAAGUGAAGAAGCCACGAGCCAAACGGAAGUCAGAGACCGCCAACGCCACUACGCCAAAAGAACCAAAGAAGAGGAAAAAAGCUGAACCCAAGCCCAAAGAUCCCGUGAAGAAGGUGACAAAGCCCAGGAAGCCGAGGACGACUACGAAGAAGGCUGCCCUUUCCGAAGAAAUCGUGAUGGACGUCGACGACAUUGAAGAUGCGGAUACCAUCAGCAAACCACCCGAGGAUGUAGCGCAGGUUCCAAAGCAGAAGACCCCGAAGAAGAGGACACCCAAAGCCAAAGCAAAAUCCAAAACAGUAAACACCGAGAAACCAGCAACACCGCCACCCACCCUACCCGUGGGGGCCAGCUUCGACUCACCCUCUCGCGCGGCCAAUGUUGUACAAGAACAUGACGACCUGGCAGUGGCAGCAGUUACAGAGACUGGAGCAUGGACGCCGGAACAAACACAGGCUCCGGACCUCAAACGCCAGAUUCGCGCGGCCAUCGAAAGACAGUCUGUCGACAGCACGGGCGCCGCACCGACCUGGCGCGAGAAAAUCCUCAUGUACGACCCAAUCGUACUCGAAGAUCUGACAGUGUGGUUGAACACCAAGGGUUUCGCUGCCAUUAGUGAGGAUCGCGAGAUCGCUCCUCUUGAGGUACGGGCUUGGUGUGAGGAGAAUGGCGUUUGUUGCUUGUGGAAAGGAGGGUGGAGGGGCAAUAAGAAGGGAGCUGGCGAGUAAGAGGGCUAGAUUACGUCUAUGUUCCUGGUCUACAUUGUGUGGAGUAUAGGGUGGACGCUAUUGGGCUUGGUUCAUCGUUACUCUGAAAUGCCUUUCUGGGAUUGGCGUCGCUUGAGACUUGGGCACGGCUAUCAUGACUCCGGGAGAUAUGAACUAUGAAGAACUGGGGUCGUAUCGUUUAGCGGGCAAAGACGGACACGCUCGGUGCA
This is a messenger RNA of Exophiala viscosa, 2999 nucleotides long. RefSeq lists its product as uncharacterized. Gene Ontology annotation, molecular function: 5'-flap endonuclease activity. The transcript has a single exon. Gene Ontology annotation, cellular component: nucleus; Slx1-Slx4 complex. The coding region runs from base 97 to 2790 and encodes 897 amino acids. Gene Ontology annotation, biological process: DNA repair; DNA replication. The record is from RefSeq and is a predicted model, not a curated record. Lineage: Eukaryota; Fungi; Ascomycota; Eurotiomycetes; Chaetothyriales; Herpotrichiellaceae.